UGUAAUGGGAGAUCAGUAUCUCGCCGGGCGUCCGAGACGGCUGAUGCGCCUGAGUCCGCAUUUUCGCCUGCCUUCCGGACGCGCCAGGGCCAGUGAAGUGGUGCAAAUAGAUAACAAAACCCAGAGACUGGUCGGUCGCGUAAAACUCCAGUGCAUCUCCGAAAGCGGCCUUUAUUUUGCCGCAUACUUCUCAUAUGAUAGUAGCCUCUAGUGAGAGGAGAAAAGAGAGAAAAAGUAGUGGAAGCCUGUCGACCCCGGAAAGCGGAAGGUGCAAUGUGCAUUGCCAGCCCCAGUCCAUAUAGGCUGAGAGUAGAUGCGACAGCCUGUAGCCAGUUGCGUGAGAGCCGCCCACAGAAAGGGAACCAAAUCUGCAGUUGGUACCGGUUAGAGGCUCCUGGAAGUGGCUUUCCGUACCCACACCUAGUUCUGACGGUAAAGAGAAUGUAUUUAUGGAUGCCGAUGAAAAGACUUCGCUCUUCUCUUUACUUGCAAGUCUCCAUCCAAGGUGCUCAGGUUUUUCAAUCAAUGAUCCGCUUAACGCGGGCGUUGUGUUCCGGAAGUAACAUCGCAACGGAGUAUCGACUGCGCGAAUUACGAAGGGCGUCUCUCCUGCAAGGAGUGCAUUGGAUGCAAGCGGGAGAGACAUUCCUUCACGGCCCGCUCCUCAAAGUCUUCAGGCCUGAAAAACACGCGGAAUUCGACAGUCUCCUGUCAUACACAGGGACGAAAGCAUCGUCUCUAAGAACACGGCAGGUUGGGCAGCUCGUCGGGACCUAGGAUAUUGCUCGUUGUAAUCGGUUCAAGAGGCGUUCUCAGCGACAACCGGUUGUCGGGAGCUCAAACUAGCGUUCUCUUCCCUGGAAACAUGCGCCAUCGCCUCGUCAAUAGGUAUCGCAGAGGACUGUCGCGGAGGUGGAUCGGGUGGAAAAUUACCAAGGGAAGAGGGGCCUUGCGCA
Messenger RNA from Trematosphaeria pertusa, 956 nucleotides. RefSeq lists its product as uncharacterized. The transcript is spliced from 2 exons. The record is from RefSeq and is a predicted model, not a curated record. NCBI's taxonomy places the organism in Eukaryota, Fungi, Ascomycota, Dothideomycetes, Pleosporales, Trematosphaeriaceae. The coding region runs from base 274 to 777 and encodes 167 amino acids.